Molecule: messenger RNA, 516 nt
Organism: Echinostoma caproni
Lineage: Eukaryota; Metazoa; Platyhelminthes; Trematoda; Plagiorchiida; Echinostomatidae
Source: the annotation of a GenBank genome assembly
AUGGCGUGCGUUUUCAUCUAUGAUAAGGGUGAACUGACCUCGGACACAUUAAGUCGAUUAGUCAAGUCCGGCUCAGUAAUCAAUGUGAUCUCAAACAAUGAUCUGAAUUCGUUCAAACCCAUCCCGAGGCGUGUGGUGCGCAUAAUUGGUCUGUUUGGAGCAGUCUCACUACUGGCAGGAGCCUAUGGAGCGCAUGGUAAUGCAUUGUUUAUUCGAGUCUAUGUGAAACCCUGUUUUCGUCUAUCCUCUGCACUCACAGGGCUUGCACGUGCCGAGAGUAAAUACCGACGCAUGUUUCAAAUGGGUGCCCAUUACCAAUUGUUGCAUUCACUUGUACUGCUGGGAAUCCCGUUUGUCACAUAUCCAAGCUUGACUGCUGUACUGUUCAUUUCAGGGAAUCUGCUGUUUUCCGGAUCUUGUUACUACAUGGCUUGGUGUGGACAGGAGAACGCACUCCGCAUGUCCAUUUUGGGUAGUGUGGCUUUGACGCUGGCGUGGCUAAGUAUGGCCUUAUGA